AAAUUAUCAGAUUUUAAAUUAUUUUCAUAAAUUUUUCGGAUCCCUAUUCCACAAAUCUUUUAGGAGUUUUGGUUAGGAAAUGUCAGGGUGAUGUUCUGUGAGCAGCCGACUCCAGAGCCGGAAAAAAACAUCUGUCGCUGCAAGAACUGUGUACUCCGUCAUUCCGAUAUUCUUCCCUGGCCAGAGCCGCUUGGAUUGAUGGCUGAACGUGAUGGUGAUAAAGAGGGUAACACCAGUCGACGAGUGUCGAACCGUACAAUUCAGUCGGUGGAUAGCGAUAUGUACCUGCGAGAUGGCAAUGAAAGGCAGCCUGAUAACUACAAAACUCAAUCCAGUAAUCGCAACGAAGUUUUUUCAAAUUAUACCCCACGCCAAGGGGGCCUUUCUCCUAUACUACAUGGGGCCACAUCUCCAAUUUUCAAUAAGAGCCAUAGUCAAACGCGACUGACCACACAGCAACCAGCUCAGCCCCCUCAACCUACCAUCCUUCUGAUUGUGGUGAACAAAAACGAUCCACCUCCAUUUCAAGGAAAUGGUUAUCCGGGAGCAAGUCCUGGAUACCAGGGUCAUGGGCAUGGGGGAUAUCAGGGCCAAGGAUAUAUGGGGUAUCAAGGUCCUGGACCUAGGGGAUAUCCAGGUCCGAGAGGAGGACCUCCUGGCAAUUAUUAUCCACCAUCCAGACCUGACUAUGGAGCUGGGACCAGCGGGAGACCAAGACUUAACUAUGACCCGAAUCAUGUUCGCUACAAUAGCCGUCGAUAUAGCGAUGGCGUUCGAAAUAGCCGAAAUCGAUACCAGGAUGAGUGGAGGGCACAGUCAAGACGAAACUCAAAUAAUGUCUACGCCGACCAGUCGCGUAUACCUCGUCAACCUGAACCCCAACGCAAUUGCCGAUGCCCCGCUCCCGAGAUGUUUCAAAAUAAAAGUCCGAUUACUCCUCAAAACACUGAUGAUAUCAUCCCCGAACAUCUUAAUGAACACACCACUAAGAAGAGCAGGCAGCGCCUGAUAGGCAGAGGAUGCAAUUGUCGAGGAUCUAGCCCAAUGGAAAAUGAUUUGAGACCUCCCAGAACUGAAUUCGGAAAUUCAGGAAUAGACAGAAAUAAAGAUAUAAACGCACAUCCCAACAAUAUGGAAUAUUUUUCGAAAAUUAAAAGCCCGGAUAUGCAGGAAGUAAUUGUGACUGAUGCCAAGAACAAGACAUACAAAUGCAUACAAGUGCCCAUUUGCAUAUCAACUGGAAAAUUGGAUACCUGUCGCUGUUGUAAAUGUGCUUCCGCUUCGGAACCAGAGAAGGAAGAAUCGUUCGCAGAGGAGGCGGAGUGUACCUGCAAUCGUCAGGGUAAAUGCACCUGUGUACCAAACAAAGCAUUUCCCGAAAAUCUCGGCUGCGAGUGCGAUCUGACUAAUUUGGAGCAAACUCUUCGAGACCUUAUACCGAACACCGAUUGCAUAUGCUACUUAAAGAAAAAACGACGCAGAAAACGUAAGAAGUGGGCUCCUAAAGUUUAUUAUGACCGGUUUGCCAAUCCUCCUUUUGUCAUUAAUCCGAAACCCAGAUGCCUAGAGUAUGGCUGCAGCCCUUGCCGUUAUCCUUACUGCAAUUCUUGCUGCUGUGCACCGGUUCCAAAAAGCUGUUACACCUAUGACUACGGCUGUGGAGGUUGUUGUAGGUAACAUCUACAAUAUUAACAAAAUUACACAACAAGUUGGAAGUCCACCGAUUGCAGACUAUCUUAGCGGAUCCUCAAUAUAUUGUCAGCUAAUGACAGAAACCUUAAGAAGAUUUUUCUGACAUUAUUUGACAAUUUUUGAGAGAAAGCAAACGAAAACACUAUUAUAUUCUUAAUUGAUCUGGAUCAUAUUAUGACUACACCUAUUGAUACAUCUUAAACCUUAAUAAACGGAAAAACAUUUCGAAUUAAUGUUUAUUAUGACAAAAUCUUUAAAUUUAC
Molecule: messenger RNA, 1955 nt
Organism: Drosophila eugracilis
Lineage: Eukaryota; Metazoa; Arthropoda; Insecta; Diptera; Drosophilidae
Exons: 8
Coding region: 91-1677 (528 amino acids)
Source: RefSeq, a predicted model, not a curated record